AUGGCCGCUGCAAUCGUAAGCAACAAUGGACAGUUCCUGCCUGGACCACGCUACAGCCUGGACAACAUGCCCAAAACGGGCUUCACCUGUCGGGACAAAAUUCUCGGCGGGUACUAUGCGGACUCGGAAACGCAAUGCCAGAUGUUUCACGUUUGCGUGAAGGUGGCCGGUGUCGGUGUACAAGACUUCCGCUUCCUGUGCCCCAAUGGUACGGCUUUCGAUCAGGAAGCUCAGAUCUGUGCCGAUUGGGGCGAUGUCGACUGUGAGGCGGCCACACUGUACUACGGCAGCGACAACUUCGACCUAUACCGGUUGGGUUCCGGAUUCGAGAGUAAGCGGGCCCCGUACGCGGAGGAAGAAGAGGCCACCUUCCAUUUGCAGCGUGCCGAAACGAGCGAUGCUCGAAGAAGCAAGCAGUACAUUGUUAACCAGAGCUCCAAACCACAACAACCACCAAGCCUGAAUCAGAUCCCUAGCGUACAGAAACCAUCCCAUCCACAACAACCUCAGCAAUACUUCCGGCAACCGGUGACGCCCUCGGCAGCCACCACGUCUACCACGACGACGACCACCACCACCACUACUACAACGACUACUCCUGCCCCGCCGGUGGAACACAUCUUCUACAAAACGAGCCAGGCACCAACGAAACUGCACCAGAAGCAUGUGGAACACAAGCAACAUCAGCUUCUGCUGAACCAGCAACAGCUGCUACAGGCUCAGCACUAUCGGCAACUGACGGCGGCAGCAGCAACGGCAACGCCUGCCGAUCGUCGACCAUCGGUGGAUGAAAUUCGCACCACGACGCCUUCGUUCAACAACAACUUUGCUCGAUCACAGCAACCACAGCAGCCGCAGCAGCCGCAGCAGCCCCGACAGCCACCACAGCAACGACAGCCACAGCCGUCGCAACAAUCUCAGCAAUCGCGUCCAACUCAACACAACGACUUCAACACCGACGAGAUCUUCCGUGGUUCGCACAGUUCGCACUUCUACAACAACCGAAACAACGGCAAGGAGGACUACGAAGAAGAACUCUACCGGAAGUCAACGACGACACCACGCUCAACGGCUGCGGCGGGAACGAAUCGAGCCGCCUCACCCCAAGCUGGAACACGUGGACGUAACCGUGGUCGAGGUAGUGUCCGUGCACAUCAUCUGAACGCGCUGCGCAAUGAGCUUAAACCGAGUACGAGUACCACACCGGUUACUGUGACGAAACCUUCAACGCCGCAGCAAGCAAACCCUCAGCAAUACAAUCAUCAGCAACAGUUACAACAGCAGCGUCAGCAGCAGCAGCAGCAACAACAACAACAACAGCCACGUCAACAGAAUACCAAGCUUCAAACGACGACACCCGAUGACUUUGUGGACAUCCCCAAGAUCCCCAACUUCCGGCAGCAGCCAACGACCGUACUGAAGCCGCAACAAUCGUCCGCUCAGGUUCCAUCGUUUGGACAAGCGAUCAUUUCCACACCGGCUCCCUUCGCGAAACAACAGGUCCAGCUUCAAAGCCGAGGAAACACUCAGUUCUACAACACGCAACAGCAGCAGAAACAGCAGCAGAUAGUUACGAGCUCAACCACCCAAGCUGCACCACAGUCAGCUCAGCGUUUCGGUGGCAAUCCACCAGUUGCAAACAAUUUCAAGAUCACCGUCGUCACCACGCCACAAUACGAUCGUAACAACUUCAACCAGCCGCAACAGCAGCAACAGCCGUUUAACUUCAACAGCCAGCCACGUCAGCAGGCAGCACCGAUUGUCAGCACUACGUCCGCUGCUCCUGUAAAUAAUCCGUUCCAGUUCUUUGGUUCCCAGACAAGCACCACCAUUCGUCCGAGAAGCACCUUCGAGAGUCGUGCUACGGAACGUUCGUUUGAUGAGGGUUCUGUCACUACACCUCAAGAAUCCCAGCGCAUCCGUCCGCAGUCGCGUACCUUCAACGUUGACCCAAACCGUCUGAACCAAUUCAACUAUAACGAGUAUCAGGGCAGUCGCACCACCACAACCACAACGACCACACCUCUCUCGACCACCUCAUCCACGACUCCGGUUCCACCGACGACGUUCGCUCCAGCCCAACAAAGCUUCCGUCAGCGAGCACCACAGCAAAAUUCCUUCUUCAAUCCGCUCUUCAACAACCCAGUAACUCAGGGUCCACCUUCCAUCACGACCAUCCCGCCGUCCGUCGUGCAGAAAGCCGUCCCGAAAGAACGCUACCAAUCCGUUUCACGCACCGGCAAUGAAGGACACACGCCCUCAACGGUGAAAAAGUUCUCGACGCUCGUGCCCAAGGAUCAGUACAAUCCGACCACCUUCAAACCGAACGCCAUCAGCAAGAAGGCACUGCUCCAGUUCGUCAACCAGAAGAGUGUCAUCGGGCUGGAGAAGUCACCGUUCAUCGAUCGCGUGAGCAUCACUACCACCAGCACUACCGAGAAGGCACCGGCACCGGCCACGACCCGCUAUCCUGGAUACAUUCCAACCGUUCCGCCCGUAACAUCCACCUCUACCACGACGACCAGCACCACCACUACCACAACACGCGCUCCCUUCACUACCACGACGCGCGCUCCCUUCACAACCACGACUUCCACCACCAACACACCUCCUCCACCGAAUCGCUUCUUCCAGCCACCAGUUCCCAAAUCGAACCUGCUCACACAGUCCCCGAUUGUGGUUACCUCCGCCAAACCGAACCCGACCGAAAUUGACGAAGACGAUGGUCAGUAUCAUCCGGAGCUGUACGAGAAAGACUUCUACCGUAAUCGCGUCAAGGCAAAGGCUGCAGCGGCGGCCGCUCUUGCCCAAGCCCGCAACACCAACGGACUAGCCUCACUGUCCACGAGCGAUGAGGAGGAAAUCUUCCGUACUGCGCACUCCCAGAACAUUGCCGCCAGUGGAAAUGAUCUGAUACUGGAGCGUGCACGCCAAGCGGCCGCCCGCAUCAAUGAGUUCUUUUCGUCCUCCUCGGUAAAGCCUACGACAACGGCGGCACGCAAAGAACCGAAAGACGGCCAGCUGGAACCGGUCACACCGAAGGCCUCGGCAAAGCAUCACAAGGACACGAGCCGAACAAAGUCAUCGCACGGGACGAAGGGUGGCAGCAGUAAUGCAACGCCACGUCCCUUCUCCAAGGCUCCAACGAUUCCACCGAACGCGACCAUCACCAAGCGGCCACCGGAAGAUGAUAGCUAUGAUUACGCGUACUACGACACUGGCAGUCCCGAUGUGCCCGAGUACGACAUCAUCGAGGACUUUGGUCGGAAGCGGGUCUAGGGUGGC
This is a messenger RNA of Anopheles maculipalpis, 3285 nucleotides long. Its product is annotated as mediator of RNA polymerase II transcription subunit 13. Gene Ontology annotation, cellular component: extracellular region. Gene Ontology annotation, molecular function: chitin binding. The record is from RefSeq and is a predicted model, not a curated record. Bases 1 to 3279 code for a protein of 1092 amino acids. The transcript has 4 exons. NCBI's taxonomy places the organism in Eukaryota, Metazoa, Arthropoda, Insecta, Diptera, Culicidae.